AUGGCAAGUACGGAAGCUAAUCCCAUACGCAGCUUGGGUUUUGGCGAUCCAGUAGUCUUUCCUCUCCGCGCCCUGGUAUCUGAUUUGCGUACCCGGAUAGAAGACACCGAUGCACCCUCCGAGGCUACUGACAACGGCAACCCAGAACCCCAUUUCAAACCUGCCCCCCUCGGAGAUAGGAUGAGUCCGCCAACAGGAAAUACCAACCCUACAAUGGGGCCAGGAUGGGAAGACCGGAUCAAUGCAUGGCGCCAAGUUGCAUCCCAUCAGCUUAGUGAUACUGCGUCCUCACGAAGUCCGGACGAUCGCUCAGCCCUCGCUAGCCCGGUUGAUGAUGGAAGCUGGUCAUCGGAAUCUCCUGUUCCAGUAGUCAAGGUGGAGGACCCUGAAUCUCAUAUGCCUGACGCACCUACAUCAGCUGCCAAGACUGACAUCGGUGAUCCACUCGCUGAUGAACAGGCCGUUGCUACCCUAGGAUCUCCGGUUUCUGUCAAGCAAGAGGAGCAAUCCCUCGCUGAUGAACAGGCCGUUGCUACCCUAGGAUCUCCGGUUUCUGUCAAGCAUGAGGAGCAAUCGGAUGAGGAUCUUCUACGAAUCGUGUCUCCACAAGAAUGA
Molecule: messenger RNA, 615 nt
Organism: Tremella mesenterica DSM 1558
Lineage: Eukaryota; Fungi; Basidiomycota; Tremellomycetes; Tremellales; Tremellaceae
Exons: 1
Coding region: 1-615 (204 amino acids)
Source: RefSeq, a predicted model, not a curated record